Messenger RNA from Durotheca rogersii, 4405 nucleotides. Its product is annotated as Dos2-interacting transcription regulator of RNA-Pol-II-domain-containing protein. Gene Ontology annotation, biological process: iron-sulfur cluster assembly. The record is from RefSeq and is a predicted model, not a curated record. NCBI's taxonomy places the organism in Eukaryota, Fungi, Ascomycota, Sordariomycetes, Xylariales, Xylariaceae. Bases 190 to 3786 code for a protein of 1198 amino acids. Gene Ontology annotation, cellular component: cytosolic [4Fe-4S] assembly targeting complex. The transcript is spliced from 3 exons.
CGGCGAAUAUCCUCCGCCCAAUUCACCGCAAACCUACCGCCUGCUCGUCGAGAAACUUCUUGCCGACACGGGAAUCGCAGAGAGUCAUAGGUAGCAGAGAGAGGCCACGGCAUCUCGUCACUCACUGGGCCCGGCAACGCCGAAUUCGACUGGGCUGGGUCGGAUACCGUCAACCGGACCAGGCCUAAAAUGGCACAUCCCAGAUUCGAAGAUCUCGCCCUGCAGUAUGUUCUCGCCGAUGAGCCCAGCCGGGAACUGGCUAUAGCCGAGAAAGCCGCCACAGCAAUCGAAGAAUCCACAAAUAGCCGAAUCGCUGUAGGCCAGUGGGUGGCUUCUAUCAACCGUUGGAUUCAACCAAGCGACGACCCAGGCGAUGACAACCUUAUCUCUCGCGCCAAGGCCCUGGAGUUCCUGGCCAGCACUCUCGGCGUCCUCGAGAAGAGGGAAUCCUCCUUGAAAGCCGACCAAAUCGCCCUCCUCGUCACUUUCUUCGGCUCCCUCUUCUCGAGCGACCACCGCGGCGGUAUCACGGCUUCAGCUGGGGCCCUGAGGCACCUGGUUAGCAUGAAGUCCUUCCAGCCGACUUCGGCGACAGACAUAAUUGCGAAUGUAUGCAAGCUAGGGGACGACUUCAAGUUGCAGACGCCCGCCACGCGGCUCGAGGUCUACCAGCUAUUCCUCGGCCUCCUCCGCGACCCUGCGGUGGCCAACGAUCUGGAAUAUCGGCAUGGCAGCGCUUGCGGAUUCAUAGCCAAUGUGCUAGAUCUGUGCAAAAAUGAGAGAGACCCGCAAAAUCUUCUCAAGUGGUUUGAAACUCUCCAGAUCUUUCUGCAAAGCUUCUCCCCUUCCGCAGACGUCACAUCAGAAGUCUUUAAGACCUUUUCCGCCUAUUUCCCCAUCUCCCUCCGAGCCUCGGCCACGCCGUCAGGCAUCACGGCCGAGGACCUCAAGAGUGCCGUGCGCUCGUGUUUCUCCGCCCAUUAUCGCCUCGCCGGUCACGCGAUACCGUAUCUGCUGAAUAAGCUCGAUCAAGGAGAGGCUGUGUCUGUUUCCGUCAAGGUUGACAUCUUACAGACACUUGACGCUUGCUUGGUGCAGUACGAGCAUCCCCAGCAAAGCGUCGUCCCGUUCGUCAACCAGAUAUGGGGCUCGCUCAAGUACGAGGUCCGCAACGGUGAGGUCACGGACACCAUCAAAGCCACCUUGAAGGUGAUAGGGUCUCUGACCAAGCGGCUGGACGAUGCUGAACUUCUCUCGUUCCUCUCUAACGCCUGGGGAGAUUUGGUCGAGGACAUAUCUAAUGCGACAUAUACCGCCCAAGCUGGUCGUCUGUUAAUUGCAAUCGCCGGAGCCAGCGCUCGGUCGUUCGCUGCCCUCACUCCUAAAGUUUUAUCCCAUAUCAAAGCCACAGUUAAACAGACCCAGUCAACAUCGCACAAGCGAGACCUUAUCACCUUAUUGAAUUCAAUUCUCAUCGUACGAUCCCAUCUAAUUGACAAUUUGGAGAACGAUGCGAGUUCUGAAAGGGAGUUGGCCCCCCUGAAAGACGAACUCUUCGGCGAUACCCUCUUUUUCGAAUUCUACCUCCCUAUGUGGGAGGAGAGCUCAGAUGGCCGAGCGGCUACGGAACGAGUUGGGGCACUAAAGAAAGUUAUGGAAGGACUUGCUGUUCUCGUGGGCCAACGUUCCAGCGUGCCCGAUUCUUCUCACCAACUAUGUUCGGUGGCAACCUGCGAGAAGAUCUUCAGCUGGCUCGCAGGGCCGUCCGUUAUCCGCCCCUUACAAGGCAAUCGGUCCGUUGGGUCAGUCGCUAACAACGAUACGGCCCAAGACAUUCGAGAUGCCGCAGUAGCAGCGUUAAGGGAUGCCGUGCCCCUAUACCCUCCUGCAUUUCAACUCCUGCUCCAACAGUACCUUUUGUCAAUUAAGGCGGCGUAUCAAGAACAGGUUGCAGCACACGACCUCCCUCUAGAGAUUAAACUUGUGGCGGUAGCUUUAUGUGAGAUUGGUUGCUCAAAUACCCCGGAUCCGAACCGGGCUGUUGCGUUGUCGAAUCCGAUAUCCCUAAUCAGCGUCUUGUUGAAGGGUCUACUGUGGAUGCUCUCGGAAAAGGCGCCGCCGCGGUACUGGACAGCGUUUAUCUGUUCGAUUCAUUAUUCUGUUCUACAACUUUUAUCCCCUCGGUCGAGCAAGCACCCCAGCUCCCAACAUACUAAUUCGCAACACCUCAUCACCAAGGAGUGGCUUAUACAGUGCACUAAACAACUGGAAGAGGCCGGGUCCCCCCAACCUGAUUUAGAUAGUGCCGUGAAUCCUAACUUGACAGUUAAAACACCCGGAAAUCUGGAUACAGGCGGAAUUGGUGUUUACCAACAACUUUUAGCAUAUUCGUUCUUGGUCGUGAGACAGCUAUAUCGUCGUUUUACCACAGUCCACUCUCAAGCCGAUGGGCUUAAUGAUGGUCAACCGCGGGUCGGAUUGAGCCAAGAUUUCGAGCAAGGGCGUGAUCUCGUCAUCGAACAGGAUAUAUGCCUCCAUCAACUGGGCCUUCUAGCUGCGUCCGUUGUUCGAGCGUUAAGCCAGGAGGAGCAGAAAGCCUUAGGGCUGGGCACCGAUAUGUUCACUCUCUUCCACAACUCUGAUCUCGAUGGUAUUUAUACUCAGGGAGAACUCAUCCCUGCAAUAUUUAAUGUCAGCUCUCUGGAUAAUUUCCGCACAGCGCCGCUCUCCAUGGGUAUAUUACAGGGUCUCUAUCCUGGGGUGAUGGAUUCACAGCAUCAUAUCGCGGCUUUAAACAAUCUUUGCGCUGUUCUCACAUCAACCCCGGCGCCCUAUUCCGAUACCACAAGAGCUGCGUUGGACAUCAUACUGACAACGCUGUCAAAUAAAUUGCGUACUCGAGAUGGCGAACAUGGCGAGAAGUAUCUACAACUUCAAUAUGAUCUAAUCGAUACCUUAACCACGACCUGGGACAUGCCUUCAGUGCCCGGCCAAGAUUUCUCCACGACGAUUCGCGUUUUCCGUAGCGUCCUCCACUUCUUGGCUGGCGAUGUGGCGCGAUUCCAGUCCAGCCCUAGCAACCGGAACCCGCUCCUCAAGAUGAUAUGCGACAGGGCCCCCUCGCAACCAGUGAUCGGCCGACAGCUGGCGCGGAGCUUCGAGGUUCUCGCGAGCCCGAAGGAGUGUCUCGACAAGGAGAACCACGCGAUCCGGAAGCCGCUGAGCGGCGAGUGGCUGUACUUCACAGCUGUGCGGCCGUACCUGAAGGACUGCUUCCCGAGUCCGGGAGGCGGCGGCGACAUCGACGCGGCCGUGGCCACCAACCGUACUGCGGCUACGUUUGCGAUCCUCAAGCACCUCACGUAUGAGCAGUACGCAAGCGACGUCGGGGAGGUCGUCCGCGUCGCGAUCCGGGCGCUCUCCACGUCCGAGAGAGACGGCGACGCUGCCGCCGAGACGGCCGCCUGCCUUGGCGUGUUGCUGCGGGUCCUGGAACACGAGCCCGCCGCUCUCCGUGAGCACCUCGCCGGCCUCAUCACCGGCGCGGCCACGGCGUACGAGCGGGCGGUAGCAGGCGAGGUAGCCGCCGGGGCGAGGGAUCGCAUCCUCUGCCGCAAGUUCGCGCUCGAGUUCCUCUGCCGGCUGCCGCCGUCGUACGCGGCACAGCACCUCGUGCCGCACCGCCGCCAGCUCCUGCGCCCCUUGUCGGUCGCGUGCGGCGACCCGGUCCGCGAGAUACGGCGCGUGGCGCUGGCGGCGAGGAGGGCGUGGGAGGGACUGGGCUAAGUAGCAGAGCGCGCGCGUGUAGGUGCGGAUAUAUAUGUAGCAUUACUUAUGCGUGUCGCUUUCUUGCUAGUCGUGGCGCUCCGAAACGAGGCACCGGACAAGCAAAACCAAAAGAGUACCCUCUCUCCGCGCUGGCUCGCGUGCUAACGCAGUCGCUGGGUUCUGGAGGGAUCUAUAAGUGUGUAACAUAAGUACAAGUAACAUUUGUUCCUGUACACAACACCAUUUAGUGCGGUGGGCUGCGCGACAGUAUGUUUCGGUCGUCGCCGUGCGAGGGUAGAUGGUGCCGACCGCAACUCGGGCCAGGUGACCUUGGCACCGUGGACCUAACAGGUGGUACAGCGGUCGUGGCAUGCGGGCCAUUCUAGGAUAGGCCCGAGGAACAGAGGACACGAUGUGAUGAAACCAGACAAGACAGGAAUAUAGAUUCGUCUGAUAUAUAGGUAGCCAGUGGUAUCAUCAUGUCAUUAUCUCAGUGGCGCCAUUUUCCCUCCCCCUCUCUUUUCUGCUUUUUUUUUUCUACACGGACCGCUGUUAGACCUUAUCCCGUCCCAUCCACGGCUCUCGCAGCGACACGACUCGUGUGCCGCCGCGGAGACAGGCGAGGCCCCACCCCCUC